This is a messenger RNA of Physella acuta, 1356 nucleotides long. RefSeq lists its product as uncharacterized. The record is from RefSeq and is a predicted model, not a curated record. NCBI's taxonomy places the organism in Eukaryota, Metazoa, Mollusca, Gastropoda, Physidae.
UGGUCUUUCGUAAAGUGCGUUUGUAAAAUUAAUUCGGGCACUAUAGAACAGGAAGUAGGCAGGUAUAAAAGUCAGAACAAAUUGCAAACACGAUUCACUUAUUUUCAGUGUUAAUAAACGUGUAUAUUUUAAGAAUUUAAUUUAUAUACUUUUGCUUUGCGUAGACUGAAUAGUCAAAAUUUUUUAAUACUUUCAGAUUUAAUUAAAUGAAAUUAAUAAAUGUAUAUAAAUAAAAGUGGCUUAGCUGUUUAACUUAAAUUAUUGUACAUUUGAACAUUUUCUUUGAGAAAAAUGUUCACUUUAAGAGGUCAGCGCUUGAUGCAUUUUAUACUUUUUAUCUGGUUGGUGACUCAAUGCGGCUAUACCAGUGGUCAAGUCAAAGGUCAAGACAAAUGCCCAGAGAAACCCUCAGGUGUGACGUUAACGGCCGAGGCCAACCUUGCAGGCGAGGGCGUCCUGCCCUGCUCGCUGAACGAGUACCCAGGGGACGACGUGGUGGUCAGGUUUACCUGGGAGGUGGAUGGCGUCACUAGCAACACCUGGGUGAGGGAGGUCAAGGGAGAGAAGGCGGCAACUCUUCCUGCAAAAGACAUGGAUGUUGACUUGUUUGAGAAAAAGAUCAAGUGCUUUGCCGAGCUGAAAUUUCAAGGCGGCAAGUUUUGUGACAAAAUAGAAAGUGACACUAUCACGCCAACAAUAACGUGCCCAGCGCUAACACCUAUCACAAUAGCAGAAGGGGAGACCCACACAGUGGACAUGAAACUCAACGCCCCGCCCUCAAUGUACUGUAACUCUAAGCGUAAGCCCGACUGUGGGGUGGAUGUCUUUUUGGAGCUGGUCCCACACGUCCUAGACCUUAAGUGCACAGAGCAGGACAUCAUCCCACAAGCGGUCCUGCAGACAGAAGAUUGCGUGGUCAAAUUCACAAGAAAGACCUGGAAGACUGGCCUCUCCAUCCCCAUCAAAGCGGUUCUAGACGGCAUGAAAGACGGCGAUAGAAAAAUUCAACUGCAAGUCACUGUCGGUAUCAACGGGCAGACUCCCAAAUACAUAGAAUGUGGAAGCGUUGAAGUGACAGUUACGGACGAAGAUAAACCCGCUUUAUGCAGCUCGCACGGUGAUCCACAUUUAGUUACAUUUGACCAGCUAACUUUUGAUAACCAAAUUUUCGGCGAGUUUGUUGUAUACAAACACAAGACCCUACCUUAUGAGGUGAGAGCUGAUCAAGUGGCCUGUACCCCUCCCUGGGGUGCUACGUGUAACUGUAAAGUUGCCGUCAGGGUAGGGGAUGAUGUUUUCACAUUCAGGUUGGUCUGUGUUUUCGUAUUUGUGCUAAAGUUUGAUGCAGUUGACUAG